GCCCCUAGCCCCGAGCUUCAGCCCCUAGCUGAGGCCAUGGCCCGCUCCCGGCGCACCGGCGCGCACCGAGCACACUCCCUGGCCCGCCAGCUGAAGGCCAAGCGGCGGAGGCCGGACCUGGACGAGAUUCACCGGGACCUGCGGCCCGAUAGCGCCGCCCGCCGGCCCCAGCCCGACGCCGAGCCGGACCCCGACCUGCCCGGAGGCGGCCACCACCGCUGCCUGGCCUGCGCGAGAUACUUCAUUGAUACUGCCAGCCUGAAGAGUCAUUUGAAGUCCAAAGAUCACAAAAAGAGGCUGAAGCUACUGACAGUAGAACCCUACAGUCAGGAAGAAGCAGAGCGGGCAGCAGGCAUGGGCUCUUAUGUGCCCCCCAGGUGGUUGGCAGUGCCCACAGAAGUGUCCACUGAGACAUCUGAUAUGGAGGUGGUCAGCUGAUGCUGCCCAAAGGCAGAGGAAGCCACUAUUGGAUAGCCGUGCUAAGCUGGGCUGGCUGGACUGUUUCUCUCCCCCAGCACUCAGAGCAGAAUCUUCUUUCCCAAUAAAAGAGCUGAGCUGCCAUGCCUC
Messenger RNA from Vombatus ursinus (common wombat), 567 nucleotides. It is a transcript of the gene ZNF593, whose product is annotated as zinc finger protein 593. The record is from RefSeq and is a predicted model, not a curated record. Gene Ontology annotation, molecular function: nucleic acid binding; zinc ion binding. The transcript has 3 exons. NCBI's taxonomy places the organism in Eukaryota, Metazoa, Chordata, Mammalia, Diprotodontia, Vombatidae. The coding region runs from base 37 to 438 and encodes 133 amino acids.